Molecule: messenger RNA, 1158 nt
Organism: Exophiala aquamarina CBS 119918
Lineage: Eukaryota; Fungi; Ascomycota; Eurotiomycetes; Chaetothyriales; Herpotrichiellaceae
Exons: 1
Coding region: 1-1158 (385 amino acids)
Source: RefSeq, a predicted model, not a curated record
AUGGGUGCAUUCUCGACCCUUCUAUCAGGUCUCGCCCUCGCCGCCUGCGCCAGCAUGGCAUCCGCCAGAAAAUGCCAAAACAUCACCAUCCCCGUUUCUAUAUCCGCGCGCAACGGCGUUUUCAAUGUGGCGACGCCACAGAACAACAUCGACGUGACCAACUUGAUGCUCAAGAUGGCAAAGCAGGAAAGCAACUACACCGCGGAGGUGCUGACAGGCUACGCGACCGUGUCAGGCGAUUACGAGCUGGCCGCGACAUUCUGCACACCUGACAAGGGACCCGGCAAGACGCUGCAGAUCCUCACGCACGGCGUCGGCUUCGACAGAGGGUAUUGGGACAUUCCAUUCAACAACUACAACUACUCGUACGUCGAGACCGCAGUGGAUCAGUAUGGGUGCGCAACUCUGUCCUGGGACCGUCUGGGGAUUGCCAUGUCGGAGCAUGGCGAGCCGGUAGAUGAGAUCCAAUCAUUUCUUGAGAUCGCAGCCCUGAAGGCUGUGACGAGACUCGCGCGCACACAGAAACUGCCCGGUGAGGCUCAAGGUCGUCACUUCGACAAGAUCGUCCAUGUCGGUCACUCUUUUGGCUCCAUCCAGAGCUAUGCCCUGGCACGCGACGAGCCAGCACUCUCAGAUGGUUUGAUCCUCACAGGUUUCUCUGCCAACGGCACCUUCCUGCCAUUCUUCCAGCUCGGCGGCAACUUUGUCUCCGUCACCUCCGUCCCAGCUGCUGCCUCGCAGUAUGUUGCCGGAUAUCUCGCUGCGGGGAACCCGUCUGCCCUGCAGACCAACUUCUUCGCUCCUGGAGCAUUCGACCCCGCCUCGCUGGACUUCGCAUACAAGACCGGCCAGCCCGUCACAGUGGGCGAAUUGUUCACGAUCGCCGGAGCAGCUGGAGGCGUCAACAAAUUCCCCGGCCCCGUCCUCGUCAUCACCGGUGAGCGUGAUGUGCCCUUCUGCGGCGGAGACUGCCUGGCUACCGGCGGCAAUCCCUCGCUCGCUAGCAUUCCUGCUGCUGUGCAGAAUGCUUUCCCAGCCUCGCGUCGCUUUGAGACAUUUAUCGUCCCUGGCGCUGGCCACGGUCUCAACUUCGAGUACUCAAAAGAUAUCACUUACCAGCAUAUCUCGCAGUUCUUGGUCGGGAAUGGACUAGCGUAG